Messenger RNA from Boleophthalmus pectinirostris (great blue-spotted mudskipper), 754 nucleotides. Its product is annotated as zinc-binding protein A33-like. Lineage: Eukaryota; Metazoa; Chordata; Actinopteri; Gobiiformes; Gobiidae. The record is from RefSeq and is a predicted model, not a curated record. The coding region runs from base 119 to 754 and encodes 211 amino acids. The transcript has 2 exons. Gene Ontology annotation, molecular function: protein binding.
GUCGACACAAGAGCUGCUUAGAAAGGACCAAACUAAAAUACCCGACCCACCCAGAGCACUGACUGUGACUCCUUUUGACGCCCCGCCUCUGGACUAUGCGAUCAGGAGCUCCAGUCAAAUGAUGUCUAACAAGGAAGACCUCAGCCUGAGAAAGUCCUCUCUGCAGCAGACCCAAGACUCAAACCUGGAGCUCAGCAGAGUGAGACAGUUUGCUGUGGCCCUCACUCUGGAUCCAGACACGGCUCAUGUUAACCUGUGUGUGUCUAAAGAUCUCAAACAGGUUCAUCACACGGAUCAGAGGAACUUCACGGAUGGUCCUGGCAGAUUUUCUUAUUACAAUGUUUUUACAAAGCAGGGUUUUUCUUCUGGAAAGUUCUACUUUGAGGUUCAAGUCAGGGAUAAGACUGUGUGGGUUUUGGGAGUGGCCAAAGAAUCUGUGGAUCGAAACAACAGAAAAUCGUUAUGCAGUGAAAAUGGAUUCUGGUGUUUAGAUAUGAAAAUAAAAAAUGGUUCGUGCUUUGUCUGCGCUGAGCCUUGUGCCCCUGUGUCCCUAAAGUGUCCUCCUCAGAAGGUGGGGGUGUUUGUGGACUAUGACGAGGGUCUGGUCUCCUUUUACGACGCUGAUUCUGCAGAUUUCAUCUACUCCUUCACCGGCUGCAGCUUCAACGACAAACUGUUUCCAUUUUUAAAUCCUUGUGUUAAUUGUCAUGGUGAAAACUCCGCUCCUCUGGUCCUUACUGCAGUGGAGAAGUGA